UUAACCCAAAAACAAGAUCGUGCACUUUGUCACCACCGUACCACAAGAGAACAGACACAGACAGGACUGGAAAGCCGACAAGAGUCGUCCUGUUGUAUACAAACAAACGAGUCUUGCAGAAUGGGGUGUAUCAAAAAGGCGCAAGGCUGUGUCCAGGCUCGGCACAUCCUGGUCGUGGCCUGGUUCUGGGCCUUCGCCAAUGUGUACAUCCUGCGCACCAACCUCAGCGUCGCCAUCGUCUCCAUGGUCAAGAGUAACUUCUCCGCAUCCGCGGCCAGCGAGUGCACCGGUACGCAGAACAACACGCCCCCUGCCGGUUGGACGGAAGACGGCGAGUUCGAGUGGAAUGAGUGGUACCAGGGCCAGGUUCUGUCCGGGUACUUCUACGGUUACAUCUGUACACAGAUAUUCGGCGGGUGGCUGGAGACAAGGCUGGGUGGAAAAAUAGUUUGUGGUACCAGUCAGCUGUUGGGAGGCCUGUUCACCCUGCUGACCCCCGUGGCAGCCCGGGGAGGCGUGUACGCGCUGCUCGCCAUCAGGAUUCUGGUCGGCUUCGUCGCGGGCAUCACAUACCCGACACACCAUGGCAUGUGGGGCAAAUGGGCACCAAUAUACGAGAGGAGCAGGCUCAUGUCCAUAACCAUGGCAGGUGCGAACUUCGGGACUGUGAUCGUCCUGCCGCUGUCCGGAUACCUGGCGGACACGUACGGCUGGGAGUCUGUCUUCUACGUCACAGGUUGCAUCCCCAUCCUAUGGUUCGUGUUCUGGGUCAUCUUCGUGUACGACUCCCCCUCCAGUCACCCCAGGAUCGACCCGGAGGAGGCCAAGUACAUCGAAAGUCACAUCGAGACCAGGGAGGUGAAAAGUCCUCCCGUCCCGUGGCUGAAGUUGGCCCGAUGUGUGCCACUCUGGGCCAUCGUGAUCGGCCACACUUGUUCCAACUGGGGCUUCUACACCAUGCUGACCAACCUGCCCACCUACCUCAAGCAAAUCCUGGGGUUCGACAUCAAGGCGAAUGGUUUCCUGUCGGCCCUCCCUCACCUCGCCCUGAUGGUGUUCGUAAUGACAGGAGGGUUCGUCACUGAUUACAUCAGGAAACAUUGGGUCAGCACGCUCACCGCCCGCAGGAUCAUGACCUUCCUCGGACAAAUCCCACCGGCCAUUUUCUUCGUGUUGGCGGGGUACGUGGGCUGUGACCGGGCUGCAGGUGUGGCGAUGCUGGCCCUGUCCGUGGCGUUUGGUGGGCUGGCUGUCCCUGGGUUUAAGUUGUCACAUGUUGAGUUGGCCCCCCGGUUCGGAGGAAUCCUGUACGGCAUCACUAACACCUUCGGUAACAUCCCCGGCUUCGUCACGCCGCUGGUGGUCGGCACACUCACCAACAACAAUCAAACCCGCGAGGCGUGGCAGACCGUGUUCUGGAUCGGUGCGGGGAUCUACGUGUUCGGCGGGCUGGUGGUGCUGGUGUUCCUGCGUACCGACGUGCAGGACUGGGCUAAGGACCCGGAGGAGGAAAAGGGCGCUAACGCAGACGGACUCCCUUCUGACAUGAACACCGCUUCUGACUUAAAACUGGACAACUCUUCCACAAGAACCAGUACAACUCGACUGUAGAUGGUGGUGUUUUCAAAUAAGCCAUGAAUAGUUUGAAGUACAUGUACUAGGUACUUUAAUUCAAUGGUAAGACAGCUAGAACUUUGUUAACCAUUGUUAGCUUAUGUUUUAACACAAUUGGAAUGAUACUUGUAACAAAGUUAUAUCCUUUCUAGUUAUUUGUAAGCACUUUAUCAUUCAAGAGGAUAGUUCUAAUAGUUCUCUAUUAUUAACAAAAAGAGCUCUCUGUAGUAAGAGGUAGAUUAAAAGUAGAAUGAAAAUCGGGAUGUAACUAACUCUACUUCACCCUACUAUUAACUGUUAAUGCCAUUUUUGAUUAUUCCGCUAACUUGGAUCAUACAACAGCAAAGAGUAUUAUAUAUACGAUGUAACCAUAGCUAAUGAACAAGAACAAAGCAAUUCAGUGUUUCUGAACUUUUAAUUCAAUGGAAACAUUACAAAGUCAACUGUGAUAAAGACUACACAUAUACUCAGCUGCAUGAUGUUUGUCAACCCCGUCAAGCCGUAUCUAUCUUGAAGACAAAGAGUAGAAAGCCA
This is a messenger RNA of Branchiostoma floridae (Florida lancelet), 2148 nucleotides long. Its product is annotated as sialin-like. The coding region runs from base 121 to 1611 and encodes 496 amino acids. Gene Ontology annotation, biological process: transmembrane transport; monoatomic anion transport. The transcript has 13 exons. Gene Ontology annotation, molecular function: transmembrane transporter activity. NCBI's taxonomy places the organism in Eukaryota, Metazoa, Chordata, Leptocardii, Amphioxiformes, Branchiostomatidae. The record is from RefSeq and is a predicted model, not a curated record.